This is a messenger RNA of Helobdella robusta, 492 nucleotides long. RefSeq lists its product as hypothetical. Bases 1 to 492 code for a protein of 163 amino acids. The record is from RefSeq and is a predicted model, not a curated record. The transcript has 4 exons. Lineage: Eukaryota; Metazoa; Annelida; Clitellata; Rhynchobdellida; Glossiphoniidae.
AUGCCCGAGGACUCGAGUGAACCUCCAUUUCGGACAUUUAUAAGGUCGAUCGGAAGCAUUGUGGAUGUGCCGGUUACUUACUUCAGAGAAAGCAUUCUAGAUCCCAUCCGCAGUAAGAACAAGCAUUAUUACUACCAUCGUCGCUACAGAAGAGUCCCAACAAUUGAUGAAUGUGACAUCAAUGACAGCAUUUGCUACUAUGAAGCCAAUGAGCAAUUUAAAAGAGACAAGAAUGUUGAUGAUGAGAUCUUGGCUAUCUUAAGACAAAGAAGAAUCGAGUGUGAGAUUUACUACGAGCACCAGGCUCCCAAACACUGUGAGCAACUAAAGAAGGAUUACUUUGAAGCAGAAGCAAACUGGUUCACUAAAUAUGGGGACUUGGGAUUCAGAAUGGAUGUGAGAGAGGCCUACAUGAAACAGAAGCACCGCAUGAUCUGGGAGAGGAGGCACGGACCAGUUGGCAGUGGAAUGAAGACUGAAGAACAACAAUGA